Molecule: messenger RNA, 654 nt
Organism: Penaeus vannamei (Pacific white shrimp)
Lineage: Eukaryota; Metazoa; Arthropoda; Malacostraca; Decapoda; Penaeidae
Source: RefSeq, a predicted model, not a curated record
AUGUUUCGGACAAAGGCUGAAUCUUCGAGGCCGACCAUCUGCUCAGCCCGUCGAAGGCAGCAGCAGAAGAAGGAGAAGUUCCAGAGGACACGUCGUACGCUGCUCGGAAAUUCCUGUUGGGAGGCCCUCGAAGACCUACCCCUCGAGACCCCCGUUCCCCUCCUGGACCCCCGUCCCCCUCCUGGACCCCCGCCCUUCCCCGUCCCCUCUGGACCCCCGUCCCCUCCUGGACCCCCCGUUCCCCUGCUGGACCCCCGUCCCCCUCCUGGACCCGUUCCCCUGCUGGACCCCCGCUCCUGGCCCCCGUCCCUCCUGGACCCCCGUUCCCCUCCUGGACCCCAUAUUUGUGCCCUCCUGACCCCCGUUCCCCUCCUGGACCCCCGUUCCCCUCCUGGACCCCAUUCCCCUCCUGGACCCCCGUUCCCUCCUGGACCCCCCGGGGCCCCCGUCCCCUCCUGGACCCCCGUUCCCCUCCUGGACCCCCGUCCCCCUCCUGGACCCCCCGCCCCUCCUGGACCCCCGUUCCCCUCCUGGACCCCCGUCCCCCUCCUGGCCCCGUCCCCUCCUGCCCCCCGUCCCCUCCUGGACCCCCGUUCCCUCCUGGACCCAUAUUUGUGCCCUCCAACCAGCAUAUCCAAAAAUUUAAAUGUUUAA